This is a messenger RNA of Trachymyrmex septentrionalis, 1629 nucleotides long. RefSeq names its product CDP-diacylglycerol--glycerol-3-phosphate 3-phosphatidyltransferase, mitochondrial (gene PGS1). Gene Ontology annotation, biological process: cardiolipin biosynthetic process. NCBI's taxonomy places the organism in Eukaryota, Metazoa, Arthropoda, Insecta, Hymenoptera, Formicidae. The record is from RefSeq and is a predicted model, not a curated record. Gene Ontology annotation, molecular function: CDP-diacylglycerol-glycerol-3-phosphate 3-phosphatidyltransferase activity. Bases 67 to 1608 code for a protein of 513 amino acids. Gene Ontology annotation, cellular component: mitochondrion. The transcript has 8 exons.
CAAAGUUUUGGGGACGUGAGCAAUCAGUUUUCUUUUUGUAUUUAUUAUCUAAAAUAACAUCUCUUCAUGCACAGCUCGGCUCUGCAAAUCUUUAGACGGUUUCGCGAACCGAAAUUGCUAGGCACUGCAGCUGAAGUAAAGACGUGUAUAGAUUCGAUCUUUAUCAGACGCAAAGUGGAAAUAGCAAUGUUGGAUGACGAAAAAUUGAGAGACUUGGAUAUUCCUACACAAGAAGAAAUUAAUUCGUUAUCUUGGCUACGCACUGCGGCUCCUGCUUUUCCAGUGAAUAGCUCAAAGGUCACUAUAAUUGACAAGCCACAAGCAUUCUAUAGUACUUUGUUAGAAAAAUGCAGACAUGCUAAGAAGAGAAUCACGUUUGCCUCCUUGUACUUGGGUACUGGCGCCUUGGAAACUGAACUGGUGAAUGUCAUAGAGCAAGCAAUUAGCAUGAAUGGCGGCAAUAUUAAAGUACGGAUCCUACUAGAUUAUAUGAGAGCUUCCCGAGGUAAGCAGAAUUCCCGGAAGAUGUUGGAGCCACUACUUAAAGGUAAAUACGGAGAUUGUUGCAAGGUUUUCCUCUAUCAUACACCAAAACUACGUGGUGUGAUGAAAGCAGCAAUCCCAGAUCGCUUUAAUGAGCUCAUCGGUUUGCAACAUAUGAAGCUGUAUAUGAUCGAUAAUGAGUUGAUCAUUAGCGGGGCGAAUCUCAGCAAUGAUUACUUCACAAAUCGACAGGAUCGAUAUUUCAUUAUAAAAGAUUGCGAGGAGCUUUGCAACUUUUAUAAUAAAUUGGUCGAGAAAGUAAUGGAAUUCAGCUUUUUAUUACAACCGGAUGGCAAUACGAGUUUAAAUCCUGCUGCGAACUGUCAUUUUUACAAAGGAUUCGGAAAAAGCUUUACCCAAGAAGCAGCGUCCAAGAUACAAAUAUUUUUAUAUAAUGAAAUAGAAAAGAAUGCCGAUCUCAAUAAAGAUGCAGACACAUGGAUAUUCCCAUUAGUUCAAAUGGGCCAGCUGAAUAUUUAUCAUGAUAGUGAAAUAACAUUGAAGCUUUUACAAACUGCUCCAGCAGGAGCUAUACUCAAAUUAGCAACGGGUUAUUUCAAUUUGACUUCCGAAUAUAGUCAAGCUGUGCUUGGAAAUUGUCAAGCAACAUGUCACUUUUUGACAGCACAUCCAACUGCCAAUGGUUUCUUUAAUGCCAAAGGAAUUGCCGGAGGGAUACCAGCAGCGUAUACCAGAAUAGAGAAAUCCUUUUAUAAUUUAUGUGAGAGAAUGAAACAGCAAAGGAGGAUAACGUUAUGGGAAUUUGUCAAACCGGGAUGGACGUAUCAUGCCAAAGGUCUUUGGUAUACUUUGCCAGAUCAACAAAAGCCCUCGUUAACUCUUAUAGGCUCGCCAAACUUCGGUUACAGAUCGGUGAAUAAGGAUCUCGAGACGCAGAUAGCUAUAAUGACAAGAAAUGAGAAAUUGCAAGAUGCGUUACAUGAAGAACAGGUACGACUGUUCUCCUAUGCUAAACCUGUUACGAGAAAGACUUUCUCGCAACAAGAUAGAAUACCACCAGCCUGGGUAUGCGCGGUUGUACUCUUCUUUCGCUACUAUUUUUAAAGCCAAAAUGCCUUUGUAAAA